CUGCUGUUUCUCAGUCCUCACAGUUGAAAGCAUAAAACAAGCUCAUAGCUCCCUCUCAUGAUCACUGAGAUUCGCACAACCUCUCCUUCGUGCUUUCAGCUGCUGAGUGGUUAGAUCUAAUUGCUUCAGUGAGGUCACCAAAAGGUAUUUAUCGAAAAGCAUUGAACAACAACAGGCUUAACAGACACACAGAGGAAACCCCUCUCGCGCGUUGAUUUAUGGAAACAUUUAGGAUUGUACUACAGUUCUUUCUGGGUUGAGAAAUCUUGUGGCUACAGACUCAUGUUGCAGAAGGCAGGCAGCAGAAAUGGAAUACACAUAUAUCCAGCUGUUAUCGUUGAGAACAAUAUGUCCGAGUCUUCUUGAAUAUUAUUGCUGCCAAGGUCAUCCCAUCCUAAUCUUCUGAGGAUACUGUGAAAGAAGAUCAGUUUUGUGAAGUCCACAGUUUAUGGAACAUAUACAAGACAGCAAGACAAGCCUGGAGUUAUACUAAAUUGUUUCAUCUACACUAAUAGCAACAUGUAUGACCAGGUCUUGGACCUAUAAACACAGAUCCACCGGAGAUUUAAGUUUCAUUAUGAUGUUCAUGAACACCCAGAUCACUGCACUAUAAUGCGCAAAUGGAUACUAACUUGGAUCCUGCCAACUUUGCUCUACAUACCAUAUCUUUACACUAUCUUUCUACUGGGCACGCUCUCACUAGCCUGCAAUGACAUGACUACAGAGCAAACGGCUGCAAAUGUGAACUGUUCCAGCCUUGAGAGGCAUACCAGAAGUUAUGAAUUUAUGAAAGGGAGUGAUGUAAGAAUAAGAAAACUUUUUUGUCGAACGCAGUGGUAUCUGUGGAUUGAUAAGCGUGGUAAUGUGAAGGGUACACAAGACCCAAACAACAGCUACAGUAUUCUGGAGAUCAGAACAGUGACUGUUGGUGGGAUAGUGGCAAUCAAAGGAGUGCAAAGUGAAUAUUUUCUAGCUAUGAAUAAAUCUGGAAAACUCUAUGGAAAGAAAUUUUGCAAUGAAGAUUGCAACUUUAGAGAGCUAAUCCAGGAGAACAAAUACAACACGUAUGCAUCAGCAAAGUGGACCCAUAAUGGAAAAGAGAUGUUUGUUGCAUUGAGUAAUAAAGGGGCUCCAAUAAAAGGGAAGAAAUCCAAGAAAGAAAACAGAAGCUCUCACUUCCUUCCAAUUCAAACAUCCUAACCAUUAAUUAUCAGUUCCAGCAGAAUAUUUUUUUACCUUAAUAAUAUUAAUAAUUAUAAUAAUAAAAACAUACAAAGGACAAAGGAAUAAGCUGGAUCUACUACUGAAAAUCCUAUCAAGCUGGACUUGCAUAUGUAUGUAGAGAUAAAAGACUUCCACCAAAAAUGAAAAGGAGAAUUUUUUUUUUAAUAAUUUACCCAAAACAAGAUAUAGCUAAACACAAGGUGUAAAAAUUCUAGAGAUGUAAAAACAUAUGUUACUAAUAAUCGAGGGGUAUUAUUUUUGUUAAAUUAUCCAACCACCAAAGAAGGAGGAUUGACUUGAUCAUCUGAUGAUUUAUAUUUAAAGUGAAAAUCUGCUUGUCAAAUAUGGCUGCUAAAAACAUGUUUUAUUUUUUUAUUUUUAAAGCAGAUAAUAGUGUUAUGUAAAAUAUGUUGGACCAUGAGGCUGCUGGAAUGAUGUCAGAUUUUCAAGUCAAUUCUGCAUGUAGACACUGAGCAGUACCUACGCAAUUCAUUGUGAAAUAACUAUAUGCACAGUAUAAUAUAAAACUAAUUAUAGUUUUACUUUUGUGACUAUGGCAUUCAAAAAAAUAUAUAUUCCUCCAGUGAGGAUCUCCCACCAUCGUAUGUAAUGCCUCACUAUUAUGAAUGCCAGAUGCUGCUCAUAUUUUAUACCAACAGUACUACAAAUACAUUACUCACUUGUCUAUAUGCAGUUUGGUCUACAUAUGAAAACAUCAAUUUCUUGCAAUACUGACCUAAUAAAAGUAUUUCAGUUAUAAAAAUUUUUCCUUCUUAAACUGUUUAUAUUAGCUGCAAUUUGUUUGUUUAGCAAAAGUUCAACAAAUAUUUAAAGUGGAUCUCUCACAUCUAAUAAAGUAUAUAGACAUUACAUCUACAAGCAAAAAUGGGCUUUUAGUACUCUACCGUUUUUGAAAACUUAAGCCUAUGAAUUAAAAAGUAUUAAAGGGGUACUCCAGCCCUAAGACAUCUUAUCCCCUAUCCGAACGAUAGUGGAUAAGAUGUCUGAUCCCUGGGGUCCCGCUGCUGAGGAUCCCCGCAAUGUCUCAUGCAGCACCCACCUGUUGGCUGCACGCAGCGCUGGAACCUCAGAGUGUGUAGCGUCACGACCACAGGGCCGGAGUAUCAUGAUGUCACACCCCGCCCCCUCAAUGCAAGUCUAUGGGAGGGGGCGUGACAAGUCUUAGGGCCGGAGUACCCCUUUAAGUUUUAUAUAGGUCUUAAAUGGAUUGUGUGGAUAUACAAUUUUUUUAUAUGUCUGGAGUCGAUAAAAAUAAAAAAAAGUCAUAACUCAUAUCCUCUGAUUUCCACAUAAGCUGUUCACAAUGCUCCAGGUCCCUGAUUGCCCUUGGUUGUUUCUGGUUUUUGUGAUGCACUGAUCCCUCAGAAACCAGUAAGAAGCUUUAAGUGGAAGGGACGGGAAGAAUUGAAUAGCAGCUGAGGGGGAUCAGAGGAAAAGUUAUGACUUCUUUUAUAUUUUUACACUACUCUUGGCAAUUGUGAUUUUUUUUUUCUUAAUUGCAGGACAAUCACUUUAAACUGAGGGCUGGUGGAGUAAGAUCUGCCAAAUUUAGCAUCUGUGGCUGUUCAUCCACCACAACAUACAAUCUAUUCCAGCUAUGUAGCUAUGUUGUUUAUUGGAUAAAGUCAAUCUGUCAGGUGAUGGGAGACCUUGCCUACUCCCGCUAAGCCUCACCCACAUUUCAUACCCACUUUUCGAAACUGUCAAGAUCAGUAAAAAAAAAAAAAAAUCACAAAUAAAUACAUAAAUUACAUUAUUUUGGAGCAAAUAGACUAUGCACCAAGUUUUGCUACUUUUUCCACAAAAUUGCUUUAAAGACUUGAUCAAUCUCCCCCAGUAUAACUGAAGCAUUUGUAUCAGAAGAAAGUAUAUAGAGUACAGUAAAUUUCAAGCUGUGGCAUAUUGGAUAAAUAUAUCAUAAGUUAAAAGUUGGCUUUCCAAGAUCCUGACAAGCAGAGCAUUUGCCCUUUUUAAUACUUGGACAAUUUAAAUUCUGCUAACAUUUUUCAUCUCCCAAAAGUAAUAUGAUACAGCCCUAGUUUGCCAGUGGCAGCCAGAUAAAAAUUUCUAUAAAUUCCUGCCAGCAUCUUAUUGUAUAGAAGUGAAACAAAUUUAAGUAGCAGGUCAACCGGCCCUAUGCUUUUAAAACUUUUAUCUCC
This is a messenger RNA of Hyla sarda, 3404 nucleotides long. RefSeq names its product fibroblast growth factor 7 (gene FGF7). Gene Ontology annotation, biological process: regulation of cell migration; positive regulation of peptidyl-tyrosine phosphorylation; positive regulation of epithelial cell proliferation. The record is from RefSeq and is a predicted model, not a curated record. Lineage: Eukaryota; Metazoa; Chordata; Amphibia; Anura; Hylidae. Gene Ontology annotation, cellular component: cytoplasm. The transcript has 4 exons. The coding region runs from base 613 to 1200 and encodes 195 amino acids. Gene Ontology annotation, molecular function: type 2 fibroblast growth factor receptor binding; growth factor activity.